Messenger RNA from Doryrhamphus excisus (bluestripe pipefish), 1224 nucleotides. NCBI's taxonomy places the organism in Eukaryota, Metazoa, Chordata, Actinopteri, Syngnathiformes, Syngnathidae. The record is from RefSeq and is a predicted model, not a curated record.
CUCCACGUUUACUCCAAGUACUGCUCUCUUCUAUGAAUCUACUGUAUGCUGCGAAUGAUCAAAAUGAUAUUUCAUAGAAAAUGAAAACACUUGAGAGGUGAACCUGUCUUCUUCAUCCUCAGACUUCAUCAUGCAGAUGGUGGAACACAGCCAGGACACAGUUGUUAAGCCAGAGAGGUCGCACAAAUGCAGUUUUCUUUGCCUUGGUCGUCUGACCUUCCACGAGCAAGCCCUGGGAGACAUGGUCCACCUGAGUCAAGGGUGCCGACAUGCAAAAAGGUCCAACAGCACCUUCAAGAACGGCCUGGUGUUCAGCAGCCGCCCCGUGAGGGUCCAGGAGCGGAUUCGCCUAUGGGUUGCGGAAGACGUUGCUAACUGGCAUGGAGCCAUGCGGCUGGGCUUCACCAAUGUGCCGCCGGAAGACAGAUCUCAGCCCCUGCCUUGCAUGGCUGUGCCUAUCCUCACUGACACCCCAGGGCACUGGGCUGCCCCCGUGCAUGAGACCUACUGUCAAGCGGGUUCAGAACUGGAGUUCUGGGUGUCUCAUUCUGGCAGGGUGUAUUUUUCAAACCACAGUGGCCGUCGGCAUGAGUUAUUAAGAGGAGUCGACCUCAGCCGCCCUCUGUGGGCCAUGAUUGACAUUUAUGGACAGACGUGCGCCAUUGUCCUUCUGGGUUCAAAGAAAAAGGCGCGAUUCUACACCAAGAGGUCCUGUAAGAGUCUCACCUCACCCAUGUCUGACACCGACUCUUUGAUUUCUGAUGACUCAAUUCCCUGUCUCAACCUGGAAGUGACCACAGAUGGGGGAGAACAGAUGACCUGUGUGGUGUGUAUGAGCCAGGAGGUCAACGUCUCUCUGCAUUGUGGCCACCGCUGCUUGUGUCGCACUUGCGCUGGCAGGGUCUUUAAACAGUUUGGCACGUGUCCCCUGUGCAGGAAGAGCAUGAGGUGGCCAUUGGGGGCUGGGCCACCCAGGUGAAAGAAGCCAGAGGAUGACCAGAGCAGAACUUCUGACAAACCGUGAUAUGCACAUAAGCUAAUUGCACUUAAAAAAAAAAAAAAAAAAAAAAAAUAUAUAUAUAUAUAUAUAUUUAUAUAUUUGAAUGAUGUGGAUUGUUUGUAUUAUUUAGGUGAUCUGUUUGUUUAAAUUAAGAAAGCUGAUCUCAUUUUGUACUGAUAAUCAUGUUAGAUAAGUAAUUGUGUUUUUAUAUGUCCAUUUUCUCA